CAAACAGGCUAAAAUACAGAUGACUCAGAGAUAUGGGUCGCUCACACUUUGUAAACAACUGAACAAGCAGUUCAGAAGCGGAAAAUUAACACAGUCUUUUUCAACAGGUAGAAUCAAAAUGAGGGCAGACAGGAGUGUUGACAUACCCAUUUAUGACAUCUCUCAACUCAGAGGCAUGUGGGAACACAGAGUAAUAAAAUACAAAGAAAAACAGAAGAAGGAACGGGAACGAAUACAGAACAGUGCUUUAGAGAAGAUCAAUCAGGAAUGGCAGUAUCGCAUAGAGUGCAAGAAAUUGCAGUCCAAUGAGUUGGAAGUACUCCAACAUUACCUGGGUAGAACCGCUCAGAAUGAAAAGCCCCACUAUACAGGUGCAAAAUCCCCUUUAUCCAAAUUCAUUUUGGAAAUGGAUGGUGAUGAUUUGGCGGAACUCCCUGAAAGUAUUCUAGAUAAGCCACAUCUUCGGGAAAUGCACAUAAGAAGAACUACAAUCUACAAAAUUCCAGGGUGGAUUGAACAGUUUCCACACCUCAGCGUAAUAAAUAUGCCCAAAAACGGAAUUCAGAGGCUGCCAGUUGAAAUAGGUAAAAUUAAAAAAUUGAGGGUACUGAUUUUGAAUUAUAACAGGAUAACCAGCAUUCCUCCAGAACUUGGUGAUUGUGAAAAUCUGGAGAAAUUGGAACUAACUGGAAAUUUUCUUGAAGAAUUACCGUUUGAGUUAAGCAAACUCAAGAAAGUCACACAUCUGGAUUUAGCAGAAAACACAUUUGCAAGCAUUCCAAUCUGUGCUCUACGUAUGACAAGCCUAAAGCUGUUGGACCUGAGUAUCAACAUGUUGACUGAUUUGCCAGAAGAUAUGGAUAGAUUGGACAAAUUGGAAUCCUUGUUUCUACAUAGGAAUGACAUGGAGUAUUUGCCGAACUGUUUGGAAAAUAUCACCACACUCAGGAUGGUUGUUGUCAGUGGAGACACUUUGAAGUCUUGGCCUCCAGUGUUUGAAGAAAAUUCCGCCAUCAAAUUCAUUAAGCUAUAUGACAACACUGUUGAUGCAAUAGACUAUGGUGAUGAGGAGAUUUUGGAAACAAUGCAAGACCAUGAGAAAGAAUUUAUGAAGACAUACAUUCACACACUAAAGGAAAGAGAAACAGCCCCAACAUACACAACCAAAGUGUCAUUCUCUUGCUUUCUGUAAUGAAGACCAGAAGAAAACAGAUGGAGACUCCAUGUCUCUCCUCAGAACACUACAGUGGCACUACAGGGUUCAAGCUGACUGCCAUCCAGACAUUUGCCAGAUCUCACAAAACCUGGAAAGCUGAUAAACAGCUAACUGCAUCAUAAUGUAGCAAUCAAAUG
Messenger RNA from Esox lucius (northern pike), 1353 nucleotides. RefSeq names its product leucine rich repeat containing 2 (gene smim22). Lineage: Eukaryota; Metazoa; Chordata; Actinopteri; Esociformes; Esocidae. The transcript has 10 exons. Bases 20 to 1192 code for a protein of 390 amino acids. Gene Ontology annotation, molecular function: protein binding. The record is from RefSeq and is a predicted model, not a curated record.